Molecule: messenger RNA, 6658 nt
Organism: Lingula anatina
Lineage: Eukaryota; Metazoa; Brachiopoda; Lingulata; Lingulida; Lingulidae
Product: tyrosine-protein kinase BAZ1B
Biological process (GO): DNA damage response; chromatin remodeling
Cellular component (GO): WICH complex
Molecular function (GO): histone binding; histone H2AXY142 kinase activity
Source: RefSeq, a predicted model, not a curated record
UAAAAUUUUACAUUUAAUAAUUUCUAAUAGUUUUUGUGGCGAUAUUUUAGGCAUGUUUUUAUGUCAUCACGUAAAAUCUCUGCGUAAAGAGACCAUGUGUUUCGUUCCCGCCGUUUUUAAAUAGGUUUAAAUAUUUCGACGUUUUGAGAGAUAAUGCCGCUUCUUGGGAGGAAGCCAUAUACCCCAGCAAAGCCUCUGAAGAAUUUCGAUCCUAAUGAGACCAUUUAUACCAUUCCACAGACCAAGGAACAGUUCAGAUCGAAGGAUGAGUAUGAGCAGCGUAAGACCUUGUAUGAGGACAAUGUGUGGAGUUGUCAGUGCACAGGUCAUAUCAAUCUGACCUAUGAGGAGGCUGUCAAGUCAGAACAGGAGGUACACAGGCUGCUGAAGGAGCAAUUCUCUCCAGUAUUUGUUAAGCCAGUGUUGCUGCAAGUGCACCAUAGUACCACUGCAUUGGAAAACUUGGUGGAUCAAGUUUGGACCAAAAUACAUCAAGAAUUUGUAGUAGAUGAGUCAGUGGCUUUGAAACACAAGGCAGGGGGAAAGAUAAUCAAAGGAACAAUUGUUAAAGUUGAUACAAGUGUUUCUCAGAAUGCAGUUAGCAAUGGCAGUUCACCAGCCAGUGACAAGGAAAAUGCUUCAAAUAACCAGGAAGAAGAAACUAAUAGCACCAGUGGAACUCCCAAGAAAUGGUCUAUACCAAAGUUUCUGCCUUAUAGGUACAACUUGAAAUUGGAAGGACAGGAUAAGAUUAUCAGCUCUAUUCCUGCUUUGGAUCUCAUGAGGACAACCAAGCCCCCGUCAAAAGAGUUGCUUCGCCUGUUCAUACGUGCUCAUGCUGUGCGUAUGGGUCCCAAUCAGACAGGACCCUGGGUGGUGGAUGAAGAGAUGGUGAAAAGGCAUUCACUGCCAGGGAAAUUCAAUGACUUCUUUCUGCAGUCCCCUGUAAAAAUGGCAGAAGCUGUUCGUAAAGCAGAGGAAGCUGCAAAGAAAAGGAAGUCAACAUCUAAGCCUAAAACACCUGUGGCUAAAAAGAUCAAAACUGAUGAAAAAAAGCAAAACAAGGACAAGCAGUCUAAAAACAAAAGCCAGCAAAAGAAAACUGUAUCUUCUCCUGUUAAAAAGAAGACUGGUGUAAAUGGACAAAUAAACUCUACUCCAAAGAAAAAAAAUAACACAACUUCUAAGAAGAAGGAAGCAGUCACUGACCUAGACAGCGACAGUUCUGAUGAUUUUGUUCUGAGUUCCAUACAAAAGAGCCCAGGUUUGGCUGGAAAAAGGAAAAAGGAAAGUCUGAGUUCUGGAGAAUCUGAUAGUGAAAACGAAACUCUUGCCAGUAUUGCUAAAUCAUCUCCAACAAAAUCUGCAUCUGGCUCCCCGAAAAAGAAAGUUAAAAAUGGGUCUACUAAAUCGACUCCCCAAAAGAAGAAAAAAAAUGAAAGCACACCUAAGAAAAAGAAAACACCAGAGAAGAAAGGCAAAGAAGGGACCCCUAAAAAGACCCCCAAGAAAGAUGAAAAUAAGAAAACCCCCAAGAAAAAGGGUUUGAAACAAAUGACACUGCUGGACAUGUCUAAAAACUCUGGGACCAAGCCUGACACCCCUAAGAGCCCCAAAUCUCCUAGGAAGUCCACCCCAAUGCCUAGGAUCUCUGGCAAAAUCCAGAAAGCCUUAAAGGCAGACGAUGCUAAACUAUUGAAGCAACUUGUGUACCAGGCAGCUAAAGUUCUUUCUGCACAGCAGAGGAAUAUCUUGCCUCCAGAAGUAAAAGAAUUGGUUGAUGCAAAAUACGAACGCUUUGAAGAAUUGAAAAAAUUAAAGACAAUGAGUGCAGAAGAAAAGAAAGAAUAUAUGAAGAAGAAAAUAAAAAUGCAGCAUGAGAAGUGCAGAUUGAAAAUGAUUGAGAAAAAGAAGCUGUAUGAUGACCAAGAUCUCAGUGACCUGAAGUCGCUGCCUGCCCCAAAACUUGUGCCAACCCCUGAUGGAAUGGUCAAUGAACUGUUUGGUGAAGUUGCCAUGGUUACGGAAUUCAUCAGCAGUUAUAGUCAGCUAUUAAUGCCUGAUGAUAGUUAUGCCAUCAUGUCAGAUGCCCUGAUGAAGGCGUUGGUGAGUGGCAAAGAGGGCUAUGCCUACCUGGGCAGAGUAUUGGUGGUUUUGCUGCAGACACUACUGCAAGAUGGGAUUGCUGAGGACUACAAGGAGCUAAAGGUCCCCCUGUCAGAUGUUCCAGUGAACCUGUUCACCUGCUCGGAACUGUUACGCCUGUGCCUCAGGAAGCACGAUGUUGACGAUGGUGCUAGCAAACAUAGUGAAGACACUAGGGACAGUGAGGAGAUGGAGGAAGAGACAGAAGUGCCUGACAACUUGAUCCAGCAGCUGGAGACAAUGGAGUUCUUUGAGCUGUCUCCUGAAGACAAGCUGCAGGUCUUGAGAGGUCUCUGUCACCGUAUCAUGGGCUCAUACUCUGUGCAGGACCAUAUGGAGGAGCAGCAGACAGAGGCUUCACAGCUUUGGAAACAAAGGAUUGCGGAACUCAAAGAAAAGAAUGAAAAACUGAGAGAAGAAAAACAGAAGAAUAAAGAAGCCAAGAAGGAAGGAGGGGAACAAAAAGAGGGUGUUGAGCCAGCCAGCUUUUAUGGCAAGAAAGGGAAGAAAGCUCCUGACAGCGAACCAACCAGUGCUGCUCCCUCUGAGAAUGAAGACCUUGACCUAGAAGGGAAUGAUCUAGCAUCAGUUGUGAAACGCAGAAGACUUAUGGCAUCCAAGUCUGCUGCCAUCAAAGAACAAAAAGAGCAAGAGAAGAAACUCCUGUUGGAGAAGCAAAAUGAAGAACAAAGAAAAGCCAAAUUUGAAAAAGAAUUUUUGGAUGGCAUAGCCAGAGCCAAGCUGGUGCUGCGUCAGGCGCCUAUUGGCACUGACCGAUUCCACAACAGAUACUGGGUGUUUUCACACACUACACCAGGGCUGUAUAUAGAGAAAGGCUGGGCUCCAAAAGAAAUAGAUUAUCAAGUGGAGCUGGAGACUGAAACCCCCAUUAAAAAGGAAGUAAAAGUAGAAGAAAAACCUGAAUCCACUGCCACAGAGGAACCAGCACCUGAUGAUGAAGAGAAGAAAGAGAAAAGAGGAAGAAAGAAAAAGACAAUUCAGGAAGAAACUAGCUUUCCACACAGCGGACAGAACCUUUGGUUCACAUAUGACAGUGUCAAGGAAGUUGAUGCACUCAUAGAGAGCCUUCACCCCCAGGGGAUACGGGAGAGCAAUCUCAAAGCAGAACUGAAGAAGAAAUAUCAGGAUGUCUGUAGAGCAAUAAUUGUAGCACAGAGAACUAAUAAUGAGCUUAGAACUUAUGAUGGAGAAACAGAGCUAUGGGAAGGGUUUAAACAGGAAUUACUUGAGACAGAAUCCAGACUGCGUAAUGGUGGACUGGGUGGAGUUGAAAACUUUGACAAAUGGCAGGCACAGUUGUUGAAAGCAAAGGACGUUAAAGAUUUGGGUGCCUGUUUGAUUCAGACUCAGGCCAAUGUUCUGGAGAAAUUCAUUCAAGGAGCUAUGGCCAAGAAAGUGCCAAAAGUGGAAGAUGACACAGUAACAGAAGCAGAGAUACCCACAUCUCCUGUAGUACUUGCUUGGAUGGAUGCUGUGGAGAAUUGCGUUACAGUAUCAAGGCUGCAUGUUCUUCUGGGCAUCCUAGAUUCCUGUAUUAAAUGGGAAAAAUCUGCCGAGAAUGCGAAAUGCAAGAUCUGCCGUAAGAAAGGUGAAGAUGCUAAGUUAUUGCUGUGUGAUGACUGCAACCAGCCAUUCCAUCUGUACUGCCUGAGACCAGUGCUGCUGUCUAUUCCAGAGGGAGAGUGGUUCUGUCCUGCCUGCAUUCCAAGCUCACAAAGACGGAGAGAGAGAUCCCGUCCAAACUACAAGGACAUGUCGGGUGAAACUUCAUCUGAGGGUGAAGAUGAUGGUGAUGAUGAAGAGAUAGUCCAUGAAGAAGUGUGCACAGUGUGUGAGGCAGCAGAUAACUUGAUCCUAUGUUCCACAUGCCCAAAAGUUUAUCAUCAAGACUGCCAUGAACCUGCUCUCAGGAGACCUCCAAGGGGUCCCUGGUCCUGCACUGAUUGUAAGAUGGGUACAAACAGAACCCGUGGUAGAAAUACCAGGAACUCCAGGAGAGGGACAACUGCCAAGCCGUCUGCAAGGAGAGGCCAGAGGCGUCCAAAUUACAAAGUAGAAUCUGAAGAGUCUGAGGAAUCUUCAUCAUCAGAGGAGGAAGAAGAAGAGGAUGAGGAGGAGGAAGAAAUAGUCCAUGAUGAGGCGUGCACAGUGUGUGAAGCCACAGAUAACUUGAUCUACUGUUCUACCUGUCCCAAGGCUUAUCAUCAAGACUGCCAUGAACCUGCUUUACGAAGACCUCCAAGGGGCACAUGGUCCUGUUCAGCAUGCAAGGAGGACAGUAGCAAAGCAAAAGCUAAAUGCUAUUCCAAGACCUCAAGAAAAAGAAAGCACGAAGAAACGAGUGAGGAGGAACCCACCUCCUCUGGAGAAGAAAACCCCAGACAUAACAUGCAGAAGUACAGUGCUAAGCAAAAGAAGAGUGCAAAUGCAGCAGAAGAGAUGAAGAUUUGUGAAGAUAUUCUUGGAAGAGUUUGGAGACAUCGCACUAGCUGGCCAUUUAGAGAGCCAGUCAAGAAGAAUGAGGUACCAGAUUAUUUUGAGGUCAUCAGCCGUCCUAUUGACCUGACGACCAUAAAGAACAAAUUAAUCUGCAAGGACUACCCUAUACCAGAAGAUUUUAUUCAUGAUGUGGAACUUCUUUUUGGGAACUCUGCAACUUAUAAUUCUACUGACUCCGAUGUGGGCAAGUGUGGUGCCAAGCUGGAGCAGUACUUUAUAGAACUGCUGGAACUGAAGCUGCCUGGCUAUACCUACAACCGUGCAGAGCAGAUGGAGUCAGGACCUUCUGAUCAUGCUUACAGUUCUCCUAAGGGUAAAAGAAGGAAGUGAAGCAAGGAGCGAAUACUUGAAGUGAAAGUGUAGAAAAUAGUUUGCAUGUAAUCUUCAGCUCCCAAAUGUACAACAUGGAGAAAAAAUUAGUAGAAUUGAUAUAGCGCAGGGAGAUCUUGCCAACAGGGAACAAAUAAAGUAAGAAAGAUGAAAUGGAGAGAGAGAGUAGGGUUCAGAUUCCAUGUACAACUCCAUGCAAAUGACCAUGACUGGCAAAUGACCAAAUUUCACAUUUUACAUUCUACAUUUUUGAAAGCCUGUGCAGCAAGGCUUGUUUACUAGGUACGUAAUUCAUCUAGUUACUUUCAUAACAAAUCCCAAACAGCAAACACUGGGUUGUCUUUGUAUUCUUUGGAUGAACUUGUUGUUUUGAGGUGACUGGAUUUGGGGUGAAAAAAUUAACAAGACUAGGAAAGAUUUGAGAUGAAAUUUAACAAAACAAGGGUAUUUUGUAUAAAUUAUAUAAGUUUUUUUUUUGCAGACUAGUAAUUUUGUGGUGUAAAUGAAUAUGGUAGUUAUUGUAAAAAUACUUAUAUCAGUGCAUGUUAUAUGGGAGCAAAAGAAAACUGACUCAUUCAGUUUUCUGAAAUUCUUCUUGUUAUCAUUAUAUGCUUUUAGCAGUAUCUGUCUCUUUAAUGAGUGGUUUCAAAUUCAAGGGAUUGUCAAAAUUUUAUUUCCUUACUGCCCAUCAUAAUGUUAUAACAUUGUUUCUUUUACAGUAUGCAGCAUUGUGAAUUGUAAAGAUACUUCCCAGAGAAGUUUUAUUUUGUAGACUGAAAACUUGUUCGGCUACAAUACUUAUUUAUAUAAAGAUGAGGAGUAAGGACUAAUUUGUGACCAUUAUGGGAGCACUGGUUUGCAUUAUUUACACGUGGUUAUUUUUGCUUACAAAUUGUUAAAAAAAUUGUCAUGAUGGCAACUAUGACCAGACAAAAUUUUACUUGUCUGUAAUACGUUUUUUUCAAUUAAUAUACAGCUAAGUGCAGUUGCAUAAAUUAUGAUUAAACGAGAACAUCAUUGUGUGUUAUAGAAUACCAGCAGUUUAUUGCCAAGGUAUGUGUGUCUGUAUAUAUAUAUUGUACACUCAAAAUUUAACACCAUUGAAAGUUUUAAUGCAUUGUAAAUAUAUAUAUUUUAGUGAGGGCUGUCGUGAUAGUUUCAAAAGCGUCAUACUUCAGGCAGUUCUCUUCAAGAGUGUAGUGUACAACGAUAAUGUGGUCAAUUGUUUAAGAUUAAGACACACAACACGAGGUUGGUUGGUUCAUAUUAUAACAGUGGUUUUAUUGUAUCCCCAGUGUGAUUGCUGGCGAUACUCACAAUUUUACCUGGAACUAGUAAGUUCUACAGAUUUCUGUUUUAUGGUAACGUUUUGAAUUCCGGUACUUUUGUUGUUCUAACUUAAUCGGGUACUUUUUUGAAAAUUUUUUUGUUAUCAUGUGAAACUUCUUUUUUAAUGUGAAAUGAGACGACUGACUUAUACAUCAUACGCCGGGUUGCGUUGUCACAGCAAGUUAUAUGUACAUAGAUCGAAAUAAUGUAAAAUUCGUAUCUUUAAUAAUUAUUGCAGUCGAAUGCUUCACCUCGAUUUAUUUAUACAGUGUAGGUGUCUGACGUUAGUGCUGUAAAUCUCUUGCUCUGUGGCAAAUAAAAAGUGUACUCUUGA